AUGUACGGGAACACGUCAGUGGAUGACAUGCCCCCUGGAUUAUUGUCACCUGCUCAGUUCACCGUUAUCACUUGUUUCUUAACAUUGUGUGGAGUUGUGGGGCUUGUCAUCAACUCGGUCACCUUUCUAGUAUUUGUCGCUGUCCCUUCCCUUCGCUGCCCCACAAAUUUGUUCAUAAUGGCUGUGUUGUCAUGUGACUUGAUCAUGUCCACUGUUGGGAUUCCUUUCGAAGCUGUGGCAAGUGUUCACAAUCGCUGGGUAUUCGGAGCAGCGGGAUGCUCUUGGCAUGGAUUUAUCAUGUCGUUUUUGGGCUACACGUCUAUCUAUCUUUUGACAGCGAUUUCUGUGGAGCGAUAUUUACUCAUUACAAAUCCCUUCUCACGACCUCUCAUUACGAACACACGGGCUGUUGGUGUUAUUGUGGCAUGUGUCACAUUGGCCUUACUGUUAUCCGCCUUCCCUGUGAUCGGAUGGAGCUCCUACCAGCUGGAAGCCGCCCUUAUAUCGUGCAGUGUUAACUGGCAGAGUGCUUUUCUACUGUGCUGGACUCCGUACGCCGCCGUGUCCUUGUGGUCAGCCUUUGGGAAUCCUUCAGACGUUUCACCUGUAGCCGGAACUGUACCUUCUUUAAUCGCCAAGUCGUCCGUAGUAUGGAACCCAUUGAUUUAUGUACUGACCAAUAAACAGUUCCGGAGCAGGUUUAUUACAGUCUUCACGUUCCGCGUACGUUCUCAAACCAGAUUGAAAACACAGGAACGUGCAAAUGAAAGGAUAGAGAUGAAACUACUGACAAAAGAAUCAAAGGGAGAAAGUAGUAGUCAGAACUACAAAAGCGUGCAGAUGUACAAGGAAAGCCUACAGCGUGAAGGUUCACAUUACUGCCGCACGAACGCCUUGGGGGAUAGCUGCAGUAACCCGUUUAUAACUCUGACAAUGGAGAAGUCAGAUGUAGCCCCGGUGUCGGUCUGA
Molecule: messenger RNA, 969 nt
Organism: Liolophura sinensis
Lineage: Eukaryota; Metazoa; Mollusca; Polyplacophora; Chitonida; Chitonidae
Product: rhodopsin, G0-coupled-like
Exons: 2
Coding region: 1-969 (322 amino acids)
Biological process (GO): G protein-coupled receptor signaling pathway
Cellular component (GO): membrane
Molecular function (GO): G protein-coupled receptor activity
Source: RefSeq, a predicted model, not a curated record